Messenger RNA from Musa acuminata AAA Group (dessert banana), 1501 nucleotides. RefSeq names its product transcription factor HEC2-like. The coding region runs from base 627 to 1316 and encodes 229 amino acids. Gene Ontology annotation, molecular function: protein dimerization activity; DNA-binding transcription factor activity. The transcript has a single exon. The record is from RefSeq and is a predicted model, not a curated record. Gene Ontology annotation, biological process: regulation of DNA-templated transcription. NCBI's taxonomy places the organism in Eukaryota, Viridiplantae, Streptophyta, Magnoliopsida, Zingiberales, Musaceae.
UUGUGAGGGUAAGUUGGAGCUUUGUGGGAAGUUGAGGAACAACCUUGUAGCAGAUUAUGAUGCAGCUACUACUUGCAUAUUGCCAGAUUACAAGUCAUUGAUUACAAUGAAUGUGUCAAGCGCAUCCUUAGAGGAAUCAUGGCAAGAAACAGUGUGACAGUGAGGAAGAAGCAAGCACAGGACAAAGGGACAUCAACAAUGGGAUUAUCCUGAAUUGGACAAUCUAUAUUUUAAGAGAAUAAAUUGUAUCCUUUGGUAAUAUACUAUAUCUGAGGAAAGAAAAGGCUAAAACCACAGUGACAGAUUGUUUAUAUAAAGCCUUGGCAGUGCAUUGGUAUGGAGCAGACCAAAGGAAGCUUGAAGGGUCACCGCCAGAUAUACUCCUCCGUUGUGCAGUCUUUUGUCACUCGUUUGCUCAGAUAUUUUUUUGCUUGGUUUUUACCCCCAAUCAUCUUCUCUGCAAUCCUCUGAUACGACUCCAAGUUCAUCCCCUCUUCCCCUCGUUUCACCCAUCCCUCUCUGCCUUGCUUGAUCAGUCCCUUGGUAUUCCUUCUCUCUCUGCUCUCCGAGGUGACAGGAGAAGAACCAAUGGAUGUCGACUACUUGAGCUCCCCAACAGAGCUCAAAUGGAUCUGACAACGAUGGUGAGGGAGAUGGAGAAUUUAGGUGGGUUAUCCGAAGCACCGCUGCAGCCAUCGGAAAGCUACUCCGGUGGACCGUCGUCGCAUGCAUUCUGCAGCGCUGGUGCUAGCACCUCUUUGCUUGUGGGGGGUGCGCCAUCAUCGUCAGCUUUCGGCGGUCCUCAGGACCUCCUCACGCCUGUGUUCUCGAACUCGCCGGCCGCAGCCGAGCUGGCGGUGAGAGGCGCGUCGCACGGCUGCGGGCGGCGGCCCUCGGUGGCUGCCAUGAGGGAGAUGAUAUUUCGCAUUGCAGCGAUGCAGCCGAUCCACAUCGACCCGGAGUCGGUGAGGCCGCCGAAGCGGCGGAACGUGAAGAUAUCGAAGGACCCGCAGAGCGUGGCGGCCAGGCACCGGAGGGAGCGGAUCAGCGAGAGGAUCCGGAUACUGCAGCAGCUCGUCCCGGGGGGCACGAAGAUGGACACCGCGUCGAUGCUCGACGAGGCGAUCCACUACAUGAAGUUCCUCAAGAGCCAGCUGCAGUCCCUGCAACGGGCAGCCGCCGCGCACCGAGGCGCCGGGGCUGCCGGCAACGCCGACUUCUCCAUGCAUGGUACAGGGUCCUCAGAUGGGAGCUGCUCGUGCUUCCUCAAAGGCGACGGGGCGCCGGAGCAGGGGUUCACCAUGAACACCUUUUGAGAUCGACGAUGAGUCAAAAUCGAUGAUCUUACUAGGCUUCAGGCAGAGCUUUUUUGUCAACUCUUAAUCUCUUUACUGAGCUUAUCACUGCGAUCUACUCUCUCUUAAUUUAUGUCGACGGAGUGAUAUUUUUAUAAGUUAUCUUAGAUCUGGCAGACUGAUCUGCGGGAAUGAUCCUUCUCCAA